Molecule: messenger RNA, 213 nt
Organism: Macrosiphum euphorbiae (potato aphid)
Lineage: Eukaryota; Metazoa; Arthropoda; Insecta; Hemiptera; Aphididae
Source: the annotation of a GenBank genome assembly
AUGGCUGCACUACUCGAGCGUAACCAUUUCGACGGUGACCGCAGCGGCAGUGGCAAUCGCAGUGGCGGAUUUUAUCGGCGGUCCGAAUCGCGCCCGUGCGGCGGAGGCGAUGACGAUGGCCUCGUCGUAGUUGUUGUUGCUGCUACGACUGCAGCUGCGCCCGCUAUGAGUUAUAACGAUGUCGUGAUGAUUCACAGCGAGACGCGCCAGUGA